UACAAUAAAAUACUUAUAAAACCUAUUCAGCACUUUCUGCGAAUUAUUUUACUUGUUGGUAGUUUCAUACCGUUUCGCAUCACCAAACUUGUUAUUACCGCCAUAUUUUGAUUUACAAAAACACCAUGUCUGUGAUUCCUCUUAAAGUUGUGGUAAGAGCACGGCCACUCAUUCAAAAAGAGAUUGACGAAGGAUGCCAGACUUGUCUUAAUUUCAUUCCAUAUGAGCCACAGAUUAUUCUUGGCAAAGACAGAAGUUUCACAUAUGAUUUUGUCUUCAGGCCAACUGACCCCCAAAUCUCAGUGUAUGAAGAUGCCGUCAAACCUCUCAUCCAACAUAUUUUCAAAGGUUAUAAUUCAACUGUUCUUGCGUAUGGACAGACAGGAAGUGGUAAAACAUUUACUAUGGGUGGUGGUUAUGAAGAUUCCCUGAAGAUGGACCCUGACGGUAUGGGUAUUAUACCUAGGAUUGUACAGGAAAUCUUUAAUACCAUCAGUGAGAAGGAGAACUACAAAUUCAAAGUAGCAGUUUCAUAUUUAGAGAUCAUUAAUGAGGAUUUGCAAGAUCUGCUUGUCAACAACAAGAAAGACUCUUUAACAAUAAGAGAAGAAAAUGGAGUCAUAAAGCUUCCUGGUUUACGAGAAGUGCCAGUAAGCAAUACUGAGGAGACAAUGAAAUAUUUAGAGCAAGGUUGUAACAACAGGACCACAGCUGCUACUGCCAUGAAUAACACAUCCAGUAGAUCACAUGCCAUCUUCUCUGUAUAUAUAGAACAACAACACGAGGAAGAUAUAAAUGACUUCUGGAAGGUCAAAUUACAGCUGGUGGAUUUAGCAGGGUCAGAGAGGGUCAAGAAAACACAUGCAGAAGGGGCCAGACUUAAAGAAGGUAUAAACAUCAACAAAGGGCUAUUAGCUCUAGGAAAUGUUAUAAGUAUUCUUGGAGACGAGACAAAGAAGAUAUUACAUGUACCAUAUAGAGACAGCAAACUUACCAGGAUAUUACAAGAUUCACUGGGUGGAAAUAGUCAUACUUUAAUGAUAGCUUGUGUUAGCCCAGCUGACAGCAAUAUGGAAGAAUCAUUAAAUACACUAAGAUAUGCAGAUAGAGCUAGAAAGAUCAAAAAUAAGCCAGUGGUGAACUGGGACCCACAGACUGCAGAAAUAAUGAGGUUGAAAGGACAGGUUCAACAGCUGACUAUGAAGUUAAUCAACGCAGGGCUCACAGAGCUUGAUAGUGAAAGUGACUUGAACAUAGUUAAACCUGAUUCACCUACCAGAGAAAAAGACGCUCAAGCUCUACAGAAAUGGAUAGAUAAAUGUAAAGAAUUAGAGGAGGAGGUUAUAAACCUGCACAAGGAGUUAAGAAUAUCAGUUGACCAGGCAGCUACAAUGGGGGAGAAGGCAUUAAGAUGGGAGAUGAAAUGUGAAAGACUAAAGUCACGUCUAAAAGAGCUGGAAUCUAAUAUAGGUGUAGACUUUGAUUUGCUGAGUUCAAGCAUUGUUGAUGAGAACAACCCUGCAUUGGCUGAACAGCUGGAGAAAUUAAAAGCUCUUGCUAGCAAACUUAAUGAUUCAGUGAGUACAGAGAAUACAGCAGAAUCUUCUGAAGACGAGGAAAAUGCUGAAACUGAGGCUGAGGAAGGUCAGGAUGAAAUGCCGUGCACACCAGAGUCUCGUGAGAUGUUAAAACAACAUACAUUACGACGAGCACGCAUGAACAAUCAACUGACUGAGUUAAACAAGAUCUUAGAAACAAAAGAGAAAUUAGCCAACAAAUUCAUCCAAAAUGAUACCAAGAUGGUUGAAAUGCAAGCAAAAUAUGAGCAAGACAUGAAGAAUCUAGAGGUGGAGAUAAGUUCUUUACAGAAAGAAAAAGAGAAUCUAUCAACAGCUUUAGAGGAUGCCAAGACAAAUGUUGCUGCCAGCAAGUUAAGUGAACAGAGAAGGAAAAGGCUACAAGAACUGGAGGGUCAAAUGGGUGAUUUGAAGAAGAAAUUGGUAGAGCAGAAAAAAAUGCUGAAAGUAAAAGAUCAGUCAGAGAAACAAGUUACUCAGCUUAACACAGAAAUUCAGGGUUUGAAGACACAGAGAGUAAAGUUAAUGAAACAGAUGAAGGAGGACAAUGACCAGUGGAGGAAGUGGAGACAAAAGAAAGACAAGGAAGUCUUACAGUUACAACAAAAGGAUAGAAAACGUCAGUUUGAAAUCCAGAAAUUACAACGUGAGAACAAGAGAACUCAAAAUGUUCUUCAUAGAAAGUCGGAAGAGGCUGCAGCAGCCAAUAGAAGAUUAAAGGAAGCUUUAGCAAAACAGAAACAAGUUAUAGAGGAGAGAAACCAAAAGUUUGAGAAAUGUGAUAAAAAUGCUAUAGGAAAUAGAGUUAGGAAAUGGUUGAGUUUUGAGCUAGAUGUUAAAGUUGGAAUAAUGGAAGCCAAAUACCACAGAGAAAGUCUGUUACAGGAUCGUAAAAUGUUGGCAGAACAACUGAAGGAGUUAAAGGAGAGUCUGAAUGAUGAUGCUCCACCAUCAAAGAAAAUGGCAUGGAUGGAUGACUCUGGAAAGAAACAUGAGACAAGUUUUGAGGAGGAAGAAACUAAGAAAAAAGUUCAUCAUCUUCAACAGCAGAUAGAAUUAAGAAAUGUUCAAAUUGCUGACUUACAACAGAAAAUCUUUGAUGCAGAGCAAGAGGGUAAAGGCAAAUCUACAAAGGAUAAUCUUCAUACAAUGAUGGAGGCUAAGAUAGCUCUCAAAUGGCUUUUAGAUCAGUCGGUGUCAUUUAAAGCUGACAAUAAUCGUAUACGGCUAGAGAUGGAGGAAAUGAAACAUUCUGUAUCUGACAGGAACAAUGAUAAUGAUGAAAUUCUGAGUGAACUAGAGGAGAAAAUAGAGCAACUGAAGAAGAAAUAUGAGAGAGAUAUAACCAGACUACAGUCUGAUCAUCAACAAGAGAUAGAGAUCUUGCUGGCAUCUAGUGCUAAUGUUGCUACAACCAGUACAGACUUGAAAGAUGAACUUAAAUCACAGAAAAAAGAAAUAGAUGAUCUGAAGAAACAGCUCAAGAAAAAGACUGUGGAAUAUAAUAAAAUGGAAAAGCACCUUACAAAGUACAUGUACCAAGAUAAGAAAGUUGCCUUGAUGCCAGAGUUAACCGAUGACGAGAGUGAGAUUGCAGAACCCAAAUCUCCAUUUCUAGCAAUGAGACCAAAGAGUACAGCUGCUGGAAGGUCUGUGUUUGGCCUGAUUCAGACGGAUGAAUCUAUCCGAAGUUCAGAUGAAUUUGAGAAACCACCACGACCUCCAAUGAGAAAAUCCGUAUCGGCAGGAAUGCUGGCCAGCAAAAAAUCAACAAGGUCAAGCUCUAAAUUUAAAGGAGACAAUGAAGGGGCAAAGAAAACUCUGAAAAAGAAAGGUUCUAAGUCUGACCUAAAAGUUGAUGAAGACGAUGAUGAUGAAAUUGAUGAGGCUCACUUACGAAAGUUGCGAAAAAGAUCAUCAAGGUUUGAUUUAAAACAGAUUUUAGCAGAGGAGAAAGAAAAAAUGGAAGAAUUGCCACCAAAGAAAACACGUGCGUUACGUAAAAAGUCAUCAAAAACAGAUUUGGCGCAAAUUGACACAAGUAAUGAAGAGAACGUGGUUGUUACACGAGGUUUAAGUAAAAGAUCGUCUAAGACAAAUUUAAAUGAAACAUUUACUAGUGAAGAGAAUGAGAAGUCCUCAUUGAAUGAAACAUUUACCACUAGUCAAGAAGAUGACGAUUCCCAAGAUUUGAUGGAUGGUGGCCUUAAAAAGAAAAGGAAACUUUUCAAUGUCAAGGAAAGUUUCUUUAGCCCAGUAGAAUUUGCUGACAGUAAUGUUUAAAUGUUAUUGAGUUUCCUGUAGACAUAUAUUUUUAGCUUAUAUUCAUGGGAGCUUUUAGGAUCAGUAGCUGACUUGAUGACAACCUUGAUAGUUUGUCCAUACAAUAGCAGUUCCAAUUAUUUUUUUUUAUGAAACCAAUUUUGCUUAGAAUUUACACCACAAAUACAUUUUACAAUGUAGUUUAAAAAAAAUGUGGCCUGAUGGCAUCCUACUUUCUUAACUUAAAGCCUAUGAAUUGGCGUUAUCUCACAUGAAAUGUAAACAUAUAUUGUUUAUGAAUAAUAACUGGAAUACUUCCACUAGUCACAAGAGUUAUGUUCAGCUUGGCUGUAUAUGAUAUUUUUCUACUUUCUUUCAUAGAGCCAUCAUGUAUCUUGACAAUAUCCAAAAAAUAUUUGUAUGUAGGUACACAAUUGAUGUUACCGAGGUCAAGGUCACGCUGUUGAAAACAGGUUUUCUACCUUUCUUCUUACUGUUUGUCGGGUGCCCAUGCCUGAAAUAAUGCAUGGAAGGAAAAUUGAGGUCUUCCUCCACCAGUAAAACUGGAAUGUGGCCGUAUGACCUGUAAUGUGUCGGUGUGACAUAAAACCCAAUUAAACAAACAAACAAACUUACUGUUUAUAAUGAUUUUCCUUUUCUUAAGCUGAAGAGAAGACUAUAAGCAGUCUUCACUCGGGUGAAAAAUAAAAUGACCAUUAUGGCCCUCUUGUGUAGCUUAAAGCCUUGGUUGAGGUAAAUCUCUAAAGCUUUUAAAGGAUUUUGAUCUAAAUAAA
Ruditapes philippinarum (Manila clam) is the source of this 4633-nucleotide messenger RNA. Its product is annotated as chromosome-associated kinesin KIF4-like. Gene Ontology annotation, molecular function: microtubule motor activity; ATP binding; microtubule binding. Lineage: Eukaryota; Metazoa; Mollusca; Bivalvia; Venerida; Veneridae. Gene Ontology annotation, biological process: mitotic spindle organization; microtubule-based movement. Bases 126 to 3860 code for a protein of 1244 amino acids. The transcript is spliced from 27 exons. The record is from RefSeq and is a predicted model, not a curated record.